AUGUCCUCGGACACGUUAAUUCAUUCAUGUUUUCUUUCUUCCUAUCUUUCCCUCGUUCUAUAUUUUCUCUAUUUUAUUUUUGUUUUCAUUCCCUUAUUUUGUCGUACAUUCUUUGAUUCAUCUUGUCGUCUUCUCUCUAUUUUCUUGCUUAUACGAUAUAUUAGUCAGAUUCCAUUUAUUUCUCUCCUUUACUUUUCCUUUCCUCUUUUUCACACGUUUUCUUUUUCUUAUUCCUCCAUCAAAAUUUCUAUCAAACUUUUGCUCCCUCUUCUUUUUUGUUCUUCUACUGUUUUCUUCUUUCAUUAUUCCAUUACUUCUUCUUUUUUCAACUUUAUUUAUUUUUAUCUUCCCUUUCGUCUUUCUUUUUUCUUUUCUUACCUUCUUUCAUUCUUUUCUUACCCACUAUCUUUCUUCGCUUUCACUAUUUCUUUGUUUCUUUUCAUCCCCUCUUUCUUUAUCCCUUUCUUCUCUUAUCCACUUUCUUUCCUUUUUCUUGCUUUUCUUCCCUAUUUUUUCUUUCUUUCUUUUCCUUCCCUCUGUCUUUCUUUCUUUUCUUACGCGCUUUCUUUCUUUCUUUCUUUCUUUCUUUCAUUCUUCCAUCUUCAUUUCUUUCUUUCAUCUCCUCUUUUUUGUUUGUUUUUCUUCCCCUCUUUCUUCCUCCCCAUUCCUUCAUUCUGCCUUAACCAAAUUGCUCAUUUCUUCACUCUCUUUAUUUUAAUUUUUAUUUACAAAUCUUCUUUCCAACGUUCUGUCUUUCUUUUCCGUUUCGUACAUUCCUUCCAAACUGCUUUCUUUCUUUCUUUCUUUCUUUCUUUCUUUCUUUCUUUCUUUCUUUCUAAAUUUCGAGUUGUCUUUUCUUUUAUACCAUCUUUUUCUUUGCUGUUUUCCUCUUCUCCAAACUUAAUGUUGACGAAUGAUCACGUCCGGGCAAACGAUAUCUUCCAGCUUUUCUCUUUCAAAAGCUCGCCACUAACGAUGUACAAAGGGACACUCACUCAGCCAUUUUAUCAAGAUGAAAAUCUGAGAGACAGAACGGCUAUGGUUCUGUCUAUCCAACUGACGCAGAUUGAGGCGGAAAGGAGACAGCUGACAGGUACUCAUUGCCUAUUUCUUCUUUCAAACACGGUAAUGCCAUGGUAA
This is a messenger RNA of Acanthosepion pharaonis, 1140 nucleotides long. NCBI's taxonomy places the organism in Eukaryota, Metazoa, Mollusca, Cephalopoda, Sepiida, Sepiidae. The record is from the annotation of a GenBank genome assembly.